AUCUGUCGGUGGGUGAUUCUCUCACUGGCGUACUCUUAAACGGGAAUUAAGUACGUUGUGGUGUUCCGAGUGGAAUCGCCGCCACUGGAUGCACUUAGGUUGAUUUUAAUCUGACUGCCGGACCCAUUCCCCAGCCGACAGAGCUGGCUCACUCUCGCUCCGAGCCCCGCCUGGGUGCUACUGACACCUGAAAGCAGCCUCUCCUGACUUCAUCCUCCUCUUCCUCUGCCUCCUCCUCCUUGUCCUCCUCCUCUUAAUAAGUGCUAGACUCACGACUCACCAGUGCCGUGUGGAUGGUGCUCCUUCGGUGUGCCUCCGAGGAGCACUGAGGCCCGCUCAGCACCCCUCCUCUCCUCUCUUCUCUCUUCCCCUCCACCAUCUACAGCAUCCUCCUCUUCAUCUGUGAAAGAGACGACAACAAUGAGUUCCCAGAGUCACCCAGAUGGGCUUCCAAACAAAGAGCAGCCACUGGAGCUCCUGAAGACCUCUGGACUCAACCACAUUCCCUCUAUUGAUGUGAGUGCGACGCUGCCACUGCAAGUGCCCCCUGCCGCCAUCCCCAUGGACCUGCGCGUGGACCACCAGUUUGCGCUGGCGCCGGCCGACCCCAGCCAGCGGGAGCAGCAGCUGCAGCAGGAGCUGCUGGCCCUCAAGCAGAAGCAGCAGAUCCAGCGCCAGCUCCUCAUCGCCGAGUUCCAGCGCCAGCACGAGCAGCUCUCGCGCCAGCACGAGGCCCAGCUGCAGGAGCACAUCAAGCAUCAGCAGGAUCUGCUGGCCCUGAAGCAUCAGCAGGAGCUACUGGAGCACCAGCGCAAGCUGGAGAGGCACCGGCAUGAGCAGGAGCUGGAGAAGCAGCAGAGAGAACACAAGCUGCAGCAGCUCAAGAACAAGGAGCGCGGCCAAGAGAGUGCAGUAGCCAGCACGGAGGUGAAGAUGCGGCUUCAGGAGUUUGUCCUGAACAAGAAGAAGGCCCUGGCCCAGAGAAACUUAAACCACUGCAUGCCCAAUGACCCUCGCUACUGGUAUGGGAAAACCCAGCACAGCUCCCUGGACCAGAGCUCUCCCCCACAAACAGGGAUGUCCACUUACAACCACCCAACCAUGCUGGGCAUGUAUGACUCCAAAGACGACUUCCCACUACGCAAGACAGCGUCUGAGCCCAAUCUGAAGCUGCGCUCCCGGCUCAAGCAGAAGGUGACGGAGCGCAGGAGCAGCCCUCUGCUGCGGCGAAAGGAUGGGCCCAUCACCACUGCCAAGAAGCGCUCCCUGGACAUGGCGGAGUCGGCAUGUAAUAGUGCCCCUGGUUCUGGACCAAGCUCACCUAACAACAGUUCCAACAACAUCACCAAUGAAAACGGAGUGGCGGGGUCCAUUUCCAGCAGUCCGGUGGAGCCGUCCCUGGCACACAGGCUAGCGGGCCGAGAGGGCCCCGUGAGCCAGCUGUCUCUGUACACAUCGCCCUCUCUCCCCAACAUCACUCUGGGCCUGCCAGCCACCGGCCCUUCCAGCGUGGCGUCUGGCCAGCAGGAUGGUGACCGACUGGGAAUGCCUGGGCUGCAGCCAGGAAUCCCCUUAACCACUCCGUUCAUCGCCGGGGCUCACCUGCCCUCCUACCUGGCCUCCACCCUGGAGCGCGACGGGGGCUCCGCACACAACCCCCUCCUCCAGCACAUGGUGCUGCUGGAGCAGUCGGCCCAGAACUCCCUCGUGGCAGGUCUGGGGGGGCUCCCACUGCAGUCGCCCUCCAUCCACAAGCUGCGUCAGCACCGGCCCCUGGGACGCACCCAGUCGGCCCCCCUGCCCCAAAACGCCCAGGCCCUGCAGCAGCUGGUGGUCCAGCAGCAGCACCAGCAGUUCCUGGAGAAACACAAGCAGCAGUUCCAGCAGCAGCAGCUGCACAUCAGCAAGAUGAUGGCCAAGCCGAGCGAGCCGAGCCGGCAGCACGAGAGCCACCCGGAGGAGACGGAGGAGGAGCUGCGCGAGCACCAGGCGCUGGCCGACGAGGGCCUGCCGCGCGGCGUCACCGUCAAGCAGGAGCCGCCCGACGAGCAGGACGAGGAGUUGCAGCAGAGGGAGAGGCAGCACGAGCAGGAGCUCAUCUUCAGACAGCAAGCGCUCCUGUUGGAGCAGCAACGGAUCCACCAGCUGAGGAACUACCAAGCCUCCAUGGAGGCAGCCGGUUUACCGGUCACCUUCCCCGGCCACCGGCCCCUCUCCCGGGCCCAGUCCUCGCCAGCCUCCGCCACCUUCCCCAUCGUGGUGCAGGAGCCCCCCACCAAACCCCGCUUCACCACAGGGUUGGUGUAUGACACUCUGAUGCAGAAGCACCAGUGCAUGUGUGGCAACACCAACACACACCCGGAGCAUGCAGGACGCAUCCAGAGCAUCUGGUCUCGUCUGCAGGAGACAGGACUGCGCGGCAAGUGUGAGUGUAUCCGCGGCAGGAAGGCCACUCUGGAGGAGCUGCAGACGGUGCACUCUGAGGCCCACGUGCUGCUCUACGGCACCAACCCACUGCGGCAGAAACUCGACAGCUCGGUGACACCCAUGUUUGUGCGGCUUCCCUGUGGUGGAAUGGGGGUGGAUAGUGACACCAUCUGGAAUGAGGUGCACUCCUCCAGUGCAGCGCGUCUGGCUGUGGGUUCUGUGGUUGAGCUGGUCUUCAAGGUGGCCUCUGGAGAGCUGAAGAAUGGCUUUGCUGUGGUGCGACCCCCAGGACACCAUGCAGAGGAGAGCACCCCCAUGGGAUUCUGCUAUUUCAACUCUGUGGCCAUUGCAGCGAAACUCCUGCAGCAGAGACUCAACGUCAGCAAGAUUCUCAUUGUGGACUGGGAUGUUCACCAUGGCAACGGAACCCAGCAGGCCUUCUACAGUGACCCCAACAUUCUGUACAUGUCUCUCCAUCGAUACGACGAUGGCAACUUCUUCCCUGGCAGUGGAGCACCUGAUGAGGUGGGCAGUGGGCCAGGCGUUGGCUUCAAUGUGAACAUGGCCUUCACCGGUGGCCUGGAUCCUCCCAUGGGUGAUGCCGAUUACCUGGCAGCUUUCAGAACGGUUGUGAUGCCCAUUGCCAACGAGUUUGCUCCGGACGUGGUGUUGGUCUCGUCGGGAUUUGACGCUGUGGAGGGCCACCCCCCACCCCUGGGAGGAUACCGCCUCACCGCCAAAUGUUUUGGCUACCUGACCAAGCAGCUGAUGGGGCUGGCCGGGGGCCGUCUGGUGCUGGCUCUGGAGGGGGGGCACGACCUCACCGCCAUUUGUGAUGCCUCCGAAGCAUGUGUUUCUGCUUUGCUGGGAAACGAGCUGGAGCCUCUCCCUGAGGAGGUGUUGCAGCAGAGACCCAAUCCCAAUGCUGUGCGCUCCAUGGAGAAGGUUCUAGAAGCUCAGAGUAAAUACUGGCGCUGUCUGCAGCGCCCUGCAUCCACAUUAGGCUGCUCUUUGCUGGACGCUCAGAGGCGUGAGGCGGAGGAGGCAGAGACGGUCACGGCCAUGGCCUCCCUGUCUGUGGCCAACAAGCAGCUUGGGAAGAGGCCCGAGGACGAGCCCAUGGAGGAGGAGCCACCGUUGUAGAGUGGCAUGGGCAGCGGUUGUUGUGGUGACUUCCUCUGCUUGACGAGCCCUCCGCCGGCUCCUCUCUGGCUCCUACUCCUCCGUUUGUGGCUGCAGGCCCGGCGAACGGCAGACUGAACGACAUCUCACACCACCCACCCAAAAAAACAUGAUAACUCAUCCUCAAAACGGAAUCUAAACCUACAACCAAACUCGUCAAAAAGACACUAAAUACCCCCCCACCCCCACCCCAUGAGUACCCUCAGCCGUUUUGAAGCAGUCUUUGUUCAAAAAAUG
Messenger RNA from Alosa alosa (allis shad), 3846 nucleotides. It is a transcript of the gene hdac4, whose product is annotated as histone deacetylase 4. The record is from RefSeq and is a predicted model, not a curated record. Gene Ontology annotation, cellular component: histone deacetylase complex. Gene Ontology annotation, biological process: negative regulation of transcription by RNA polymerase II; chromatin organization. The transcript has 27 exons. Lineage: Eukaryota; Metazoa; Chordata; Actinopteri; Clupeiformes; Clupeidae. The coding region runs from base 421 to 3570 and encodes 1049 amino acids. Gene Ontology annotation, molecular function: histone deacetylase activity.